AUGCCGUACGAAACGGCGACGGUGAACGCAUCGACAGCCAACAGCACCGAGACGGCGGAGACAAUGGCGCGCAACGAGUCGCUGGCGUCGAUUGAAAUAGCCGUCCAGGUAACCAUUCUUCUUCUGGCUGUUGUGGGUAACUCCCUCGUGGUCCUGUUCCUCUUUCUCAGGAAGAAGAAGCUUUCACGGAUGCACUUGCUCAUCCUUCACCUCAGUUUAGCCGACCUGUUCGUGGCCUUCUGCCAAGUCCUACCUCAAAUCGCCUGGGACAUUACCUACAGGUUCAAAGGAGGCGACUUCCUCUGCAGACUCGUGAAGUACUUCCAGGGUCUGGCAAUGUUCGCGUCGUCGUACGUCCUCAUAACGACGGCCAUAGACCGCUACUUCGCCAUCUGCCACCCUCUGACCAGCUCCAGCUGGGGGUCAGGGAAAAUCCACAGGAUGGUAGGGGCGGCGUGGAGUCUGGCGCUCCUGUUCAGCGUUCCGCAGAUGGUCAUCUUCUCCUACAUGGAGGUGGAACCGGACACGGAGAUCUACGACUGCUGGGGCGUGUUCGACCCUCUGUGGAAGCUCCAGCUGUACAUCACGUGGAUCACGGUUUCCGUGUACAUCAUCCCGACCAUCCUGCUCGUCUGUCUCUACGGGAACAUAUGUUUCUCGGUGUGGAAGAGCGGGAAGAUCGCGGCGAAACUGGCCCCGGGGUACAGCCAGCCGGUUGUUGUUUCGAAACCCACGGCUCACGCUGGGAAGGCAGGGGUGAGAGGUCUACUGCGUGGUAUGUCGGAGGAGAACGUGAGCGUAACGCAAGGGAAACAUCAUCACGGGAUUUCAAGGGCCAAGAUAAAGACUAUCAAACUCACCAUGACGGUUAUCGUCUGCUAUCUCAUCUGCUGGUCACCCUUCUUCGUCGCUCAGAUGUGGGCAGCCUACGACCCGAACGCACCUUUCUAUGGUCCAACCUACACAAUCAUUCUGCUACUGGCGAGUUUAAACAGCUGUACCAACCCGUGGAUAUACAUGGCCUUCAGUGAGAGCAUUCUAGACAGUGUUAAAGACUUCUUUCGAUGUGAGAGCACCGACAAAUCAUUAACAUCGCCUUUGAAUCACCGCGGACAAAAUUCAAGUGGCCGGUGUUUGACGAUCCUCGAAAUUAACGCCUGCCAUCUCUAG
Messenger RNA from Gigantopelta aegis, 1170 nucleotides. Its product is annotated as cephalotocin receptor 1-like. The transcript is spliced from 3 exons. Gene Ontology annotation, molecular function: peptide binding; vasopressin receptor activity. Gene Ontology annotation, cellular component: membrane. NCBI's taxonomy places the organism in Eukaryota, Metazoa, Mollusca, Gastropoda, Neomphalida, Peltospiridae. The coding region runs from base 1 to 1170 and encodes 389 amino acids. The record is from RefSeq and is a predicted model, not a curated record. Gene Ontology annotation, biological process: G protein-coupled receptor signaling pathway.